UCUCGCUGAGGGAGGGAGGAGGGGCUGCAGGCGAAAACGAGCGGCGAAAGGCAAGUGACACGGGCAGAUCUGGACACGCUUGUACUGCUACUCCUCCAGGCAGAGCACACGGAUUGGAACACCCAGAGCUGAGUAGGGUGGAAGAGUCGGAGCACAGCACUCGCGCUUGGGACAGCAGGGGAGACCAGCCCCAUCCUUACCUUCACUUUUCCUCCCCUUUCGCUCUGUUUGUGGACGAUGGAAUUUUAAUCAUGUGGAAGAUAGCUCCCCAGCUUCCCUGGUUUCCGCUGAUGCCCUCCCCGUGUCGUUCCUCCUGAAAGGAUGGACGUAUUGGAGUCGGAGCUGACCUGCCCGAUCUGCCUGGAGUUGUUUGAGGACCCGCUGCUGCUGCCCUGUGCCCACAGCCUGUGCUUCAACUGUGCCCACCGCAUCCUGGUCUCGCACUGCACCUCCAGCGAGCCCGCGGAGUCCCUCGGCGCUUUCCAGUGCCCUACCUGCCGCUAUGUCAUCGCGCUGAGCCCACACCGCGGCCUGGACGGACUCAAGCGCAACGUCACCCUGCAGAACAUCAUUGACCGUGUCCAGAGGGCAUCAUCUUCCGCCACACUCCUGCUGCCCACCGUAGUGCCUGACUCUCCGCCCCUAUCAACAACGCCAACAUCGACCACCGGCAUGACGACGGCCGUGCCCUCCCCUGAGCCCAUCCAGUGCCAGUUUUGCGAGCAGGAUCCACCACAGGAUGCCAUAAAGACCUGCGUCACCUGUGAGGUGUCGUACUGUGAGGAGUGUCUGCGUGCCACGCACCCCAACAAGAAGCCCUUCACCGGGCACCGCCUGAUGGAGCCGCUGCCUGACUCACAUCUCCGUGGCCUGCAGUGCCUCGAACAUGAUGAAGAGAAGGUCAACAUGUACUGUGUGACGGACGAACAGCUCAUCUGCUCUCUCUGCAAACUGGUGGGCCGCCACCGUGACCACCAGGUGGCAGCGCUGAGUGAGCGCUACGAGAAGCUGAAGCAAACAUUGGACUCUAACCUCAGCAAUCUGAUUAAGAGGAACAAUGAAUUAGAAUCACUGAUGGGGAAAUUGAUUCAGACCUGCCAAAAUGUGGAGGUGAACGCAUUGCGACAGGAAGGCAAGCUAAUGGAAGAGUGUGACCUCCUGAUCAGUAUAAUUCAGGAGAGGAGACAGAUCAUCAGUGCCAAAAUCAAAGAGGGCAAGACAGUGCGAAUGCGCAAACUGGCACACCAGAUCGCCAACUGCAAGCAGUGCAUCGAACGUUCCUCUGCCCUCAUCACUCAGGCAGACCAGACACUGAAGGAGAGCGACCACGCCCGCUUCCUUCAGACGGCCAAGAACAUCUCUGAGCGAGUCUCCAUGGCAACAGCAUCCUCUCAGAUCCUGAUACCUGAGAUUAAUCUGACGGACACGUUCGACACCUUUGCGCUGGACUUCACCAGAGAGAAGAAACUGCUCCAAAGUCUUGAUUACCUUACAGCGCCCAGUCCCCCAGGCAUCCGAGAGGAGCUGUGCACUGCCUCCUAUGACACCAUCACUGUGCACUGGACAUCAGAUGAUGAGUUCUCUGUGGUCUCCUAUGAGCUGCAGUAUGCCAUCUUCACUGGGCAGUCCAAUAUUGUCAGUCUGUGCAACUCUGCUGACAGCUGGAUGAUUGUCCCCAACAUCAAGCAGAACCACUACACAGUCCAUGGCCUGCAGAGUGGCACCAAGUACAUCUUCAUUGUCAAGGCCAUCAACCAGGCAGGCAGUCGCAGCAGUGAACCUGGAACACUGAAGACCAACAGUCAGCCAUUCAAGCUUGACCCCAAGUCUGCUCACAGGAAGGUAAAAGUGUCUCAUGACAAUCUGACAGUGGAGCGGGAUGAGGUGUCCUCAAAGAAGAGCCAUGGCCAGGAGCGCUUCAGUAGCCAGAGCAGCUACGGUGUCACGGGGAAUGUCUACAUCGACAGUGGCCGACACUACUGGGAGGCUCUGAUUGGGAGCACUUGGUACGCAGUGGGCAUAGCCUACAAGUCUGCACCCAAGCAUGAGUGGAUUGGGAAAAACCCUUCUUCAUGGGUGCUCUGUCGGUGCAACAACUCCUGGGUGGUGCGCCACAAUAGCAAAGAGAUGGCCAUUGAGCCUUCACCUCAUCUACGGCGUGUCGGGGUGCUGCUAGACUACGAUGCUGGCUCACUGGCUUUCUACGAUGCCGUGGGCUCCCAGCACCUCCACACCUUCCACGUGUCCUUCACCCAGCCCGUGUGCCCUGUCUUUAACAUAUGGAACAAAUGUCUCACGGUCCUCACUGGUCUCCCCAUUCCAGACCAUCUGGAGGGCAUGGAGCCUAUCGACUGAUGUCAGGGCUCACUGCUGCAACCGCAACAAGGAAGUGGAUGUCUUGAGCUACUUGGAACUGCUUUCACCAGCUCUGGCUAUGCUAAGCUCUAAUCUGUCCCAAGCCAUCAUAUGCAUGUUGGAUCAUGUUUGAGCACUACAUUUUGCCCUCUCUUACAGAAAAUGAAUGAAAGUUGACUUGAAGGAAACACUGACAGAAAUUCCUUAUGAACAAAGAGGUAGAGGGUCUGAUAAUCUCAGAAGGUCCAAGGUGUUUUUGCUUAUGGUAUUGUAAAACAGCAAAAAUAUUUAAGAUAAAAACAAGAUUUUUAUAUUAGGUAUAUUGGAGGACGUUUGCACAUUAUUGCCAACACUUUAUUUAUCAAAAAGGGGAAUAUCACAUCCUAAAUCAGUCUCUCAAUUUGGUGCAAUUAUGUAAUAAGCCUUCUUAGUGCAAUCCUACUUCAUAUUCUUAAGAACACGAGUUGCUUCACUAGAUUAAGAGGCAAUAUAACUGAUAGGCAGAUAUAAAAUGGUUAGUAAUGAACUAUUUUUACAUCCUGAAAUAUAUCUAAAUAUAUACAAAUGUCAUUUCAUGUCACUUAAUACUUUUUUUAAAUAAAAAAAAAAUCUAUGUUAUGUCAUUUAAUAUUUUGUUAGUGAAACUGUCAUCUCAUUAUGGUGAGAAAUGAAAUCACAAUGUCACCCCGGUCAGCAAUGACAGCCUAUACCUGAAUUCUUUUUUCAAAAACAUCUUUUAGGUUCCUGAAUAUGCUAAAAUGAAAUCAAUACAUGUUUGUGAGAUACUAAAUUAUUUGACAUGUUUAGAAAGUACAGCACAUUGUUUUGCAUUGUAUUGUUUUUUUUAUCAGACCAUUGAUGUUCAAGAUACUCAUGCAUUGCGGAAUUUGCUGUCAUUUGCUUUCUAUAAUGUCUGCUAUCAUUGGCAGUGUAGGUAGAGUAGUAGAGUAGAGUAGUAGUUCAAAUUACAUAUCAGUGUGUGUAUCCUGCUAUACAGAUAUAAAAUAGUCUACAUGAGCUUAAGGCUGGAGAGCUACCGUCUACCAUGCGGCCUUUACAUGCAGCUACACUCAUCAUCCAUCCAGAGAGAUCUGGCCACCAAUCCGAAACACUUGCUUGAUAGUCUAUUUUAAUAUUUAUGUUGCUUCAAUAGUUGUUUGUGAGGUUUUAAAAGAUGGUAAAUUAAUAUUUUGGCCAAUAGGAGGUUGAAAUAUUCGAUAAUCUAUGUGGUGAAGGUUAAGCCCUUAUCUCUUCAUAUAUAAACUAUCCCUGAUUCCUGAGGGUAAAAUGCUGUCAAAAUUCCCUAUUUCAAACCCUAUUUUGCAAAGAAAAAAUGUUUCUAGAGCUUCUAUCACUGCAAUUUUUGUAGCAUUUGUGAAAGAUGAAUUAAAUGUAUCAAUCAAUUGUUGGCAUCAUGCUUUCACUUCAUAACAGAAAACAGGACAAUUUUAGUACAAAUUUAGUAUACACACACAUAGUAAACACACUUUUUACUAUUCUUAUAUAAUGAUUUUAUUCACCAGGAACAUGUCAGUGAAAACAUCUAUGUAGUUUUAGUGUAUGAAGAUCCUGGCUAGUCUUCAGUGGACUGUGAAUUUGUAGAACGGCUUCUUAUUUUUAAGACCACAAGUUUUCAAAUAGGAUUCAAGUUUGGAGACUAAGGUGGCUACUGUGUAAAAGGUUAAUUCUGUGCUCCUGCAACCAUUUUUGGGUGGAUUCUGAUGUAUUUUUUGGAUGGAUUAUUUUGUUGAAAAGUUCAUAUAUUCAACUCUAAACAUGCCAGCUGACAGAUCAGGUAUGGGCCAAAAUAUCUUGGUCCCUAAUGUAAUGAAUGAUGCUAUCAGUUCUAACAAAAGCACAGCAAAACAGCCCCAGAGCAUCAAUGAUCCCUCAGUCUACUGAGCACAAUAUGAGUCUGGUUUUCUCAGAGUUUCCUUGCAUUUACCUCCAUAUCCAAAAUGUUUCAUUUUGAUUUAAUAUGAUUUUUAAAAAACAAAAACAAACAAACAAACAAACAACAACAAUUGUUGGAAGAUUGAUGUCUGAAUAAAUUGUGCUACAAUUUG
Messenger RNA from Electrophorus electricus (electric eel), 4421 nucleotides. Its product is annotated as E3 ubiquitin-protein ligase Midline-1. The record is from RefSeq and is a predicted model, not a curated record. Gene Ontology annotation, biological process: regulation of microtubule cytoskeleton organization. Gene Ontology annotation, molecular function: protein binding; zinc ion binding. Gene Ontology annotation, cellular component: cytoplasm. NCBI's taxonomy places the organism in Eukaryota, Metazoa, Chordata, Actinopteri, Gymnotiformes, Gymnotidae.